AUGAUGAUGAUGCUCACUGGGAGAGCCGGUUUGGGCGAGGAGCCAAUGAGGAGGCGGCCAAACCAAAACCGCACUAGUCCCGACCGGAUCCUCGCCUUUCCACCUCAAACCACAAGAAACGUCUUCAAGUCAUUCCCCAUCCACGAUCCCCCUCCACUCUCUCCUAAGCCGUGCCCUGGCGUGCUUUCUGGCUUUCAAACUCCCGACCUCCCUCUAAUUACCUCAAUUGAACCCGAUUUCGACGUGGUGCUGCCACCUCCCGCCUGCCGCACAAUGUUUCUUCGCACCGUCUCUCGCGCUGUCCCUCGCAGCACCGCGGCCAUCCGUGCUGCCCCGACUGCCUCUGUGAAUGCCCUGCAGACCCGCGCUGCCUCGGACCAUGCUAUCCCCAACCCUACCCUCGCCAACAUCGAGAAGCGCUGGGAGGUCAUGCCCCCUCAGGAGCAGGCCGAGCUCUGGAUGCAGCUCCGUGACCGCAUGAAGGUCGACUGGCACCAGAUGACCCUGCAGGAGAAGAAGGCCGCUUACUACAUUGCCUUCGGCGCCCACGGCCCCCGCGCUCAGCCCCCCAAGGGUGAGGGCUUGCGCGUGCUCGCCAAGGUGCUCCAGCUCACUGCCGUCUCCGUUGCUCUCUUCUACGCCAUCCAUGCCUUUGCCGGCAAGCAGCCCGCCACCAUGUCCAAGGAGUGGCAGGAGGCAUCCAACGAAUAUGCCCUGAAAGAGAAGAUCAACCCCAUCCACGGCAUCAGCAAAGAGGGCUACGAAGGCAAGGGCUUCGUCCAGAGCCCCCCUGCCGAGAAGUCAUAG
This is a messenger RNA of Penicillium egyptiacum, 807 nucleotides long. The record is from the annotation of a GenBank genome assembly. NCBI's taxonomy places the organism in Eukaryota, Fungi, Ascomycota, Eurotiomycetes, Eurotiales, Aspergillaceae.